AAGCUGGCUAACAACGAUAGUAGCACGAGAGGUACUAAAAUAAAGAGAGAUCUACUAUAUGGCCACACCAGAAUAUGGUGAAAAAGGAAAGUGGAUGAGGGGCCUUACAGUCUUGCUUUAACAAGUUACAUUUAACACAGUCCGUAAGCACGGAGUGCAGUGUGGAGUGUAGAGAGUGCACUCAGGAAGCAUUGAUUUCCGUUUUAUACCCAAAUCCUGAUCGUUGCAUUGCAUUCUAAGUAGACUGCACUGUAUAGUUUCCUUCUCGGAGUGUUUCUCUCUACAAAGGGUAGCUGCUAUCAUGUUCUCGCUUUUCCUGAACUCCGCUUCGAAAUGCAGAACGCUUCUAACAACUAUCUUAUACUUCAUCAUCUGGUCCCUAUUCGCAUCUUCCACCACCGCAUGCUCUAACGGAAACUGCCAGGUUCUGGAAGCUUGCUCAGCCGCUACCGACUGUGGGUCCGGUCUCUACUGCGGCAAUUGCCCCGCUUUGGGCCUGACCCGGCCCAUCUGCACCAGAGGCCAAGCCACCGUUCCCACAUCCAUCGUGAAUGGCUUGCCCUUUAACAAGUACACUUGGAUAGUAACCCACAAUUCCUUCAGCAUCGUGGAUUCACCGCCUUUGCCUGGUGUUCAGAGAUUAACAUUUUACAAUCAAGAAGACACUGUGACUAAUCAAUUGAGGAAUGGAGUGAGGGGACUGAUGCUGGAUAUGUACGACUUCCAGAAUGAUAUCUGGCUCUGUCAUUCGUUCCGAGGGCAAUGCUACAACUUCACUGCAUUUCAACCUGCUGUAAAUACUUUGAAAGAGGUGGAAGCAUUCUUGACGGAAAAUCCAACUGAGAUUGUCACCAUCAUAAUUGAAGACUACGUGCAUACUCCAAAGGGGUUGACUAAUCUAUUUGCAAGUGCUGGACUGGAUAAGUAUUGGUUCCCUCUGUCAAAGAUGCCAAGAAAGGGUGAUGAUUGGCCUACUAUAACGGAGAUGAUACAAGUGAAUCACCGGCUUAUUGUUUUCACUUCUGAUGCAUCAAAGGAAGCUGAAGAAGGAAUAGCCUAUCAGUGGAAGCACAUGGUUGAAAAUGAGUCUGGAGAUCCUGGCAUUCGAAAGGGUUCUUGUCCACAUAGAAAAGAAUCAAAGGCACUAAAUUCUAGAAGUUCAUCACUUUUCUUGAUGAAUUACUUUCCAACGUAUCCAGUUCAAGCUGAGUCGUGCAAAGAGCAUUCAGCUCCACUAGCAGAGAUGGUUAAUACAUGUUACAAAGCUGCAGGGAAUGUGCUACCCAACUUCAUAGCUAUUAAUUUUUACAUGAGAAGUGAUGGAGGUGGUGUCUUUGAUAUUACGGAUAGAAUGAAUGGCCAAACAUUGUGUGGGUGCAAUACAAUCACUGCAUGCCAGGUUUGUCUUCAUCUCUUUUCAAAAGGUUAUGUAUUGUCUUCAAGUCAUUCUGUGAUGAUUUCUUUCUUCCAUUAAUCUUCUAUUCAUAGA
Messenger RNA from Arachis ipaensis, 1489 nucleotides. NCBI's taxonomy places the organism in Eukaryota, Viridiplantae, Streptophyta, Magnoliopsida, Fabales, Fabaceae. The record is from RefSeq and is a predicted model, not a curated record.